CCGCUGAGGCCCGGCCGGGCCGGGGGCUGCGGGGCGGCUCUUCGGCGCGGCAGCGGCCGGGGAUGAGCCCGGCGGCCGGCAAGGAGGGCGCCCGGCGGCGGCGGAGGCGCCGGGGGGCCGCGCAGGGAGCCAUGGCGGAGAGCAACGCGGACUGGAUGGGCUCGCUGCCGGCGGCGCUGCGCACCUGCCCGCUCUCCAACCUGGCCAUCCCAGGGUCACACGAUUCUUUCAGCUACUGGGUUGAUGAAAAAUCUCCUGUGGGACCAGACCAAGCCACAGCCAUCAAACGCUUGGCCAGAAUUUCCUUGGUUAAAAAGAUUAUGAAGAAAUGGUCGGUGACUCAAAAUCUGACUUUCAAAGAGCAGUUGGAAGGUGGGAUCCGCUACUUUGAUCUUCGCGUAUCUUCCAAACCUGGGGAAAUAGGCCAUGAGAUCUACUUCAUACAUGGUUUAUUUGGCAUCAAAGUGUGGGAUGGACUGAUGGAGAUUAACACCUUUCUUGACCAGCACCCCAAGGAAGUCAUCUUCUUGGAUUUCAAUCACUUCUAUGCCAUGGAUGACGGCCAUCACUUCUUCUUGAUCAACAGGAUCCGCUCAGCAUUUGGAUCCAAACUUUGUUCCGUUGAGUGUGUAGAAUAUGUGACGUUACAGUACAUGUGGGAGAAGAAGCAUCAGGUUCUUAUUUUCUACCACUACCCUUUGUGUCGGGAAUUUCCCUUUCUAUGGCCAGGGAAUAAAAUGCCAGCACCAUGGGCUAAUACAACCAACGUGCACAAACUCCUACAGUUCCUGGAGACCACUCUCGAAGAACGAAGUCGUUAUGGGACUUUUCAUGUUUCUCAAGCAAUUCUUACCCCUCGAGUGAAAACUAUUGCGCGACAUCUAAUCCGUGGUCUGAAGAACACGCUUGUUCGUAGGAACCUGCCCAUGAUUUUGAAUUGGGUGAAAGCACAGAAACCAGGUGUUAUGGGUGUGAACAUAAUUACAUCAGACUUUGUGGAGCUGGUUGACUUUGCUGCUACAGUUAUUGCAUUAAAUGACCUUCUUCUAGAAGAGGAUGAAUCUACAUCUAAAUCCUGAUGUGUCCCACUUGUACUCCUCUGUGAACGUCUUUGAGCUAUGCUAAACAUGUUAAGUGAAACCUACUAUAAUCUCGAUUUCAAACAAAGUUUUGUAGAGGAGUUGUGGUUAAAAAUCAUAUACAGAAGGUUUUCUUCUCUGGGGGGGGUAGUGGAUCUGAGUGGAACACAGAGUACUGUCUGAGUGCUGCUGCAUGGCUUUUUGUGGCUACAUGUUUGACUAAGUUAUGCACACAUCUGCUGCAGUACAGAGUGUUGUCUGCUUGCCAACAAGAGGCUGGCCUCUGAAGCAGAUGUACCCAAUUAUUGUAUGUGUCUCCCUGGUGACUAGGCUCACCGUGUCUUCCUGUAUGCAUCCUGCUUAUUUCUCAACUCAAGGACUCAAACCAAGGAUCCUUGCUGAUCCUUCUGUAGCAUUUUUACCAGGGCAGCCAAGACCUUUUCGUUCUUUGGCCACCUCAGGCAUAGCUGGUCUCAGCUGGAUGCUGCUGUUGUAUUCAUUACACUGUUUUAGACACUACCUCUGACUGACUUGGAGGAAAAAAGGCGUGAUAUUGUUGUUCAGGGGCAAGUUGUUUUACACUGUGAAUAUCCUAACUGUUCUUUGGGCCUGAGAUACAAAGGCUUGGUAUGUACUUUCUCUUUGGGCUCCAAACUCUUUCUGGACCUCUUUAUUUUACGUUUAAACAGGGUUGCAUUGAAGUAUUAAUGUGUAUCUCUUCUGGUAUUAAUUUGGAAAUCUGGACAAUAUUCAGUCCUCAGAUAAUGAGGAUCAUAACUCAGUCUGAAUUCAUGUUGUGAGACAUACCUUAAACUUCUCUUUCAUUUGCUGGUCACUUAUUUCAUCCAUCAAGAUCUGUGGGGAAAGCUUCUCACCCAGAUGCUCCUUAUGUGGACAGAUGUGGCCAAGUGGGAGUUUGCUUGGUAUUAAAAAAAUUAGAACUGAGAGGGGACUGCUCAAAACCUAAAUAAUGAAUCUGAUUUUGGCAAUAUACAGCGAAUUCCUAAAUCGGACCCAAAUGUUAUGUUUGCAGUCAGAACCCACGCAGCUACAGGGGAGGAAUUUCCCCAGCCUUUGACCACUUGAGAGAAAGUAAGCAGUACCCACGUGGGCGAGCAGGCAUCAGCUAACUCUUUGUGUAGUCAUACUCAGAUUUGUGUUAAUUCACAACAAAACAUGACCACAUGCUUGAGCUGAUGCAGUCAUAUGUUGGUACUUCUGAGCACUUAAUUGACCAGCUGAUAGCAGCCCUACAGUCUGCUUAUGGUGGAUUUGAAAGAAAAAA
Molecule: messenger RNA, 2364 nt
Organism: Oxyura jamaicensis (ruddy duck)
Lineage: Eukaryota; Metazoa; Chordata; Aves; Anseriformes; Anatidae
Gene: PLCXD2
Product: phosphatidylinositol specific phospholipase C X domain containing 2
Exons: 4
Coding region: 63-1079 (338 amino acids)
Biological process (GO): lipid metabolic process
Molecular function (GO): phosphoric diester hydrolase activity
Source: RefSeq, a predicted model, not a curated record